ACAAACAGCUCCUGGACAUCAGAACUGGCUGUUACAUGGUCUGAGAGAUCCCACAGUGCAAAGUCCUGUCAGCAGCCCUGUGAGCUGUUAAAACAUUUGCAUGCCUUCAUACAGUCGAUAAUACAGGCCACUGACAGUCAUGUAUCUCCAAGACUGCAGAAACCAAAAAAGGCCAGACCUGACAAGAAAGAAGGCAGCACCGAUCACUAUCAGUCAGAUGAUACUUUGUCUGUCUCUGGUGUUUACGCUGUAUGUGGGAACCGCCAACGCUCGUUGCUUAAGGCCUCGCUCUAGGGAGAUGCUCUGUGGCUCAGAACUGGUGGACAUGCUACAAUUCAUCUGUGAUACCAGAGGCUUCCAUGUCAGUAGACCUGGUACAGUCCGCAGCAGAUCCCGGCCUGGGAUAGUGGAGGAAUGUUGCUUCUGUGGGUGUAAUUUUGCUAUACUGGAAUCGUACUGUGCUGCUCCCAUUUCUAAUACUACUAAUAAAGAAGAACAAAAAUCUUAAAGACCUAUUGGUUUUACUUGCACUUGACAUUGAUUCCAGAAUGAUCAUGGAAAUCCAGUCUAUAGGGACUUAUAGCUGCCACGGAUAAGUGCAAUAAAUGGGAAACAACUGGGAAGAAAAUCUCACAAAAUAAAGGGAAAAGAGAAUUCUCCUUAGCCCGUUCCACCCCGUGUGAUGAAGAUGUGUUGGCCAUGCUGUGAAUAUAAUGAAUGCUGCUACGGACUUGUGAUGUGUAGGCUGUGCCCCAGUUAUUAGGCUAGCCCAUAUAAAAUUAGGCUUCCUUCCUAGUUUAAUAUGUGUAAUGUCUAUGGAAUAUUGUUCUUCCUUAUACUGUCCUAGUUUAAUAUAUGGAAUUUCUAUAGAAUAUUGUUCUCCAUUAUAUUGUCAUGUUGUAAGGUACAACUGCCUUUUAACCCCUCCCUUCUUAACCUCUGCCAUAGUAUCUUUUUAUUCCCAAAAUACUUUUAACUACUCCCAUUAAAUUUAGAUUUUCCAUAA
Molecule: messenger RNA, 1006 nt
Organism: Bufo bufo (common toad)
Lineage: Eukaryota; Metazoa; Chordata; Amphibia; Anura; Bufonidae
Product: insulin-like growth factor III
Exons: 4
Coding region: 140-508 (122 amino acids)
Cellular component (GO): extracellular region
Molecular function (GO): hormone activity
Source: RefSeq, a predicted model, not a curated record